Messenger RNA from Vollenhovia emeryi, 2498 nucleotides. Its product is annotated as protein ST7 homolog. The transcript has 2 exons. NCBI's taxonomy places the organism in Eukaryota, Metazoa, Arthropoda, Insecta, Hymenoptera, Formicidae. Gene Ontology annotation, molecular function: protein binding. The coding region runs from base 351 to 1901 and encodes 516 amino acids. The record is from RefSeq and is a predicted model, not a curated record.
UCAGCCCUGAUAUCUCGGCAUCGGUCGAAAAUAUUUACUACGCGCCGGGCGAUGCGUGGCGGGUGCACGCGUACCGAGUUGGAUACAGCCGGGAUUGUCCAGCAAUCUUCUCUUCGGUAGACGAGAUCGGAUUACGUGUCGGCCCGAGAGGAGAGUUUACGUAGAGUCUUGCCGUUAGUCACUGUGUUUCGGAUGCUGUCGCGCGCCCUGUGGUAAACAGCGGUGGGACACUCGUGCGUCGCGACGACGACAACGGCAGCGGCGGCGACGGCGACGACGGCGGGAACAGCAAAGAGCUCGCUGUCAGAUCGUAACAAGCGCGCGGAGUCGUUUCCCUCGGGCGAGCAUAAAUGGCACUGCUAUUCACCAGCAUGUGGGACUCGACACUGCUCCUGAACACCCUAACCCCAAAAUUCUACGUCGCCCUCACCGGUACGUCGUCCCUCAUCUCCGGCCUGAUCCUCAUCUUCGAAUGGUGGUACUUCAGGAAGUACGGCACCUCGUUCAUCGAGCAGGUGUCGCUGAAUCACAUCUCGCCGUGGAUCAGCGGCGGCGACAACGCCAACGAUGGCAACGGUACGGGCCUCAGCGGCUCCGGUGGCUCUUCGAGCCACCAGAACGUGCCCGAGUGUAAGGUCUGGCGCAAUCCAAUCAAUCUUUUCAGGGGCGCCGAGUAUCAGAGAUUUUACUGGGCCACCAACAAGGAGCCCCUCACGUACUACGACAUGAACUUGUCCGCGCAGGAUCAUCAGACAUUCUUUACCUGCGAAGGCGACACAGGUAAAGCGGAAUAUGAGAUUAUGCAGACAGCUUGGCGAGAGCGCAACCCGGUGGUGAGAAUACAAGCUGCGCACAGUGCUCUCGAUCGUAAUCCUGAUUGUGCACCAGCUUAUAUCCUUAUCGCGGAGGAAGAGGUCACUACUAUCGUCGAGGCGGAGAAGAUUCUGAAACAGGCUCUGAAAGUGGCCGAGAACAAUUACAGAAAGUCUCAGAAUACCCAACACCAGGGCUCCAUAGCCGAGGCGAUACACAGACGGGAUACGAAUGUGUUGAUUUACAUCAAGAGAAGGCUAGCGAUGUGCGCGCGGAAAUUAGGGAAGCUCAAGGAAGCUGUGAAGAUGUUUCGUGACCUCACGAAGGAGGUGCCGCCGAUCAUGAACGUAUUGAAUAUCCACGAGAACCUGAUCGAGACUCUGCUGGAGAUGCAGGCGUACGCGGACGUGCAGGCCGUGCUGGCAAAGUACGACGACAUCAGCCUGCCGAAAUCGGCGACCAUUUGCUACACGGCGGCGCUGCUGAAGGCGCGGCUGGUGGCGGACAAGUUCUCGCCUGAUAUCGCCAGCAAGCGCGGUCUGACCACCGCCGAGAUGUCGGCGGUGGAGGCGAUCCAUCGGGCCGUGGAAUUCAAUCCUCAUGUACCCAAGUAUCUUCUGGAAAUGAAGCCGCUGAUUCUCCCGCCCGAGCACGUGCUGAAACGUGGUGACUCCGAGGCGAUCGCGUACGCGUUCUUCCAUCUGGCACAUUGGAAGCAGAUAGAGGGUGCACUAAAUCUACUCCAUUGUACUUGGGAGGGCACGUUCAGGAUGUUGCCUUAUCCACUUGAGCGCGGACACUUAUUUUAUCCGUAUCCGACGUGCACCGAAUGCGCCGAUCGGGAGCUCCUGCCGUCAUUCCACGACGUCAGCGUCUACCCGAAGAAGGAGCUGCCCUUCUUCAUCCUCUUCACCGCCGGUCUGUGCUCGUUCACCGCGCUGUUGGCUCUGCUGACUCAUCAAUACCCGGACACUAUGGGCGUAGUCGCCCGUUCGAUGCUUGCCUGGUUCUGUCAUCCGUUUUACUAUCUUCUGGACAAACUGGCUAUCUUGCCCUCUAACUUGUUGCAGCAACUCUCUAGAAUAUAAGCCUGUAUUUCCAUAUGAUCUCUAUUAACUUAAAACUUAUUGUGAUACUCGCGAUAUACUUAAGCUGCUUUCCUUUUAGGAAACACAGCCGACAGUUUUGACACAAAUCGACACACGUCGCUUCCCACUUAGAACUUGAUUCAAAUUCAAUCAACACUCUUCGACUCUAUUCGGUAAUGGAGUCGGAGUGUGUUUUUGUUCGAAGAACAUACUCGCUUUCUUUCGAUGAAACCUUCUUUUAAUAUAAUUUUUACCAUUUAACUCGAGUGUAUUAACCUGUGUCGAUUUGUGUCUCCUUAACGGAAAGCAAUCUUAUUGUUUUAUUUCUACCAUUUCUGUAGGCGCCUCUAUUGUAUAUGUACGUAAAUGUGUGAAAGUUCCAAUUCACAACUGUGUCGUGACCGAUGUCGUAAUAUCUUGUAGCGACGAUUGUGUUUAUGUAUCGUUAAGGUCGAAUCUACGAAACGAUGAUGAACAUAUUAGUAAUAAGAAUUUCUAGACAUCUUCGCGUUACGUGUUAUAUAUCAUUAAGUAUAAAUUAAUAAUAAUAUAUAUAUGUCAAAUACGAGAUAAAUGUAAUAUGUAUAAUAUUGAUAU